Hylaeus volcanicus is the source of this 1235-nucleotide messenger RNA. RefSeq names its product protein YIF1A-like. Bases 215 to 1150 code for a protein of 311 amino acids. The transcript has 13 exons. Gene Ontology annotation, biological process: endoplasmic reticulum to Golgi vesicle-mediated transport. Gene Ontology annotation, cellular component: endoplasmic reticulum membrane; COPII-coated ER to Golgi transport vesicle; endoplasmic reticulum-Golgi intermediate compartment. Lineage: Eukaryota; Metazoa; Arthropoda; Insecta; Hymenoptera; Colletidae. The record is from RefSeq and is a predicted model, not a curated record.
AUAAUUUUGAAUGAAAAGAAUACAUUAAUAGUUUACUUUUUGACGCAUUUUAUAAAUAGAGUAUAACUCUAAAUAUUUAAAAAGAUAGCAUACAGUAUUAACUUUUACUGUAAAACGUUCAUUAUGAAAAGAAAAAAUCACAGAAUUCCAAAUAACAAACGGAUAGUAUUUCAAUACAACUUGUGACCACGAGAAAAAAGGCUUACACUGUAACAUGGAUACUUCAAGCGACUUUCCUUCAUCUUUUAAGGGAAUAUCUCACGCUAUCCCGCAAGAUAUGAAACAGUCUAAAAAUUUAAGCGUACCCAAUUUAAAACACGCGAAUCGGUUUGUUUGGACAUCUCCCUUCGAAGACGUAACCUCUUCUUUAGGCGAAACUGAUACUAUUAAUUUAACUAGUGCAAUCACAGCAGCAGCACACGCCGAAUCGCAUGUGCGUCGAGGCAUUAACGCAGCGAAUCAAUUACUACCUUCAUUAACUCAAAAUAUAAAACAUUAUUUCGCUGUUAGUCACAUGUCUGUGUGGUAUAAAAUAUUUGCUUUUUUUUUUCCUCCCUUUGGAUACCGUAAAAUUUGGUCAAACAACCAACUGAUAUUUUCUUGCGAUUUAGCCUCAGCUUGUGACGAAACUAACAUUUAUCAUUUGUUACCUGACCUUUACGUUCCUUUAAUGGCUUUUACAACUUAUGUGUUACUUUGUGGUUUAACUCAAGGGGCACUGCAAGAAUUUCAUCCUCAGAUAUUUUCCUCUACUGCAUCAUACGCUUUGAUUCUCAUUAUUUUUGAAUCAGCGGUUUGCAUCUUCGGUUUUUACCUUAUUGGCGCCCAGCAUCUUCCCAUUUUAGAUGUUUUGUCUAUUUUAGGACUCAAAUUUGAAGGAUCGGUCGUCAUUGUUAUUAUAGGAUUACUUUUUCGUCAUAUUUCAUAUGUUUUUUGGGCUGUUGCUCUUUACUGUAGUUUGUGUGCGUCCAACAGUUCGUUUCAGUGGAUAAAAAAAUGUGAGAAGUGUAAUCAAACACAUUUAGAAUGGAAGUCUUCUAAGAUGAAUGCUACACUGUUUCACUAUUUUACCAUUGUUAUUUCCAUUGCUCAAAUACUAUUCACAUGGUUUUUAAUCCCGUCUCUUUUAAAAAAAGCACCAAAGGUCUAGUCUCUAAUGAGUUAUGUAAAUGUACCUUUUUUUACCUUACUAAAACAAAGAAUGCUACAUUGCAUAUUAAUGGAUGGUUCGAUCU